AUCAGAUACAUCAGCAUCAUGUUUCAUGGGAUACCAGUUACAGGAGGUGUGGGAGGAGCUCCGGCCAAUAAGCCUGAGUUAUAUGAGGAGGUGAAAUUAUACAAGAAUGCAAGAGAACGAGAGAAGUAUGAUAACAUGGCUGAGUUGUUUGCUGUCGUCAAGACCCUUCAAGCCCUGGAGAAGGCUUACAUCAAAGACUGCGUCACACCUAAUGAGUACACUGCGUCCUGUUCCAGGCUGUUGGUUCAGUAUAAGGCUGCAUUCAAACAGGUGCAGGGCUCUGAUGUGGGCUCUAUCGAUGAUUUCUGCAGAAAGUAUAGACUCGACUGCCCCCUAGCCAUGGAAAGGAUUAAGGAGGAUCGGCCAAUCACCAUCAAGGAUGACAAGGGCAACCUGAAUCGCUGCAUUGCAGAUAUAGUUUCUCUCUUCAUCACUGUGAUGGACAAGUUGAGACUGGAGAUCAGGGCCAUGGAUGAGAUCCAGCCAGACCUGAGGGAACUGAUGGAAACCAUGAACAGAAUGAGCAACAUGCCUCCAGACUCAGAGGCUAAGGACAAAGUCAGCCUCUGGUUGACCACCCUCAGCAGCAUGUCAGCCUCAGACGAGUUGGAUGAUAAUCAGGUGCGCCAGAUGCUGUUUGAUCUGGAGUCGGCCUACAAUGCCUUCAACCGCUUCCUCCACUCCUCCUAAAGCAUCUGUCCAUCAUUGAUCCAUCUGUCUGAAAUUCUGACUCUAAUAUCUAUUAAGUUAAAAAAAAAAAAAAAAACACUCUACUUUCUCCUUCUGGCUACUGUGGGGACCGGAUUUAUAUAUGUACAGGUUUCAUAUCUCAUAUCCUUCAAAUUAUUUCCUGUCAUUUGUUUCCUAUCUUCUUUAUUCAUGUUGUGUACUAUUGAAACUUCAUCGCCUUGUAUACUCCACUGUGUCUGGUACAUCAUGCUGCCUGCAGCCUUGCCCACCAGGCUCGCCCUGCGCUGUGAGACGCUCCAUUGGCCUCUUUUCUAGACAAACUUGUGGGAUAAAUCCUUUAACAUUGGCUGUUUAUUCUGCCCUUGACAAAACAGUUUACUUCUAACUUUGUACUGUAAUAUCAAAAAGGUCUAAUUUUAUACUUAAGUUUUGCAGCGCAACAACAAAGAAGCAUGAUACAAUUAUAUUGGACAAAGUCUGCACAUGAAGAAAAGGUUGUAACAGCCAAAGCCUUUGUAUUAUUGGACAGAUAAAUAUAUAUUUUCUUUUUGGUACCCUAAUUCUAUCGACAACCUGCCACCUGGGGUCAGAUUAGCUGAUUUUCUGUUCUGUAUACCAUUUUGUUUUUCUAUCACACAUUUGUACUGCAGAAUCCUGCAAUAGUUUUUGUUGAUAGAAUAAAAGAAGUUGACAUAGGAUGUCAGUUAAUGGAAAAUAAAUGCAGCUUAAAUAAUUGUUUGGACUUAAAUAUUAAACUGCACUUAAUUAAUGAUUAUAUUAUGGUGGAAGGAUUUGUUUGUGUACAUUUUCUAGCUCUGUUUUCUGUUGACAUACCUAAUCCAUAUUUCCUUUAGAAGUGAGGGUUUGGCCGCAUCAAGUGGGUAAAAGCAAGGUGGACACACUCCCUCUUUAUUUUACUUGCUAAAUACGAUUUAACCCUCAAACACCAUUAGGAAAACAUAUUCAGAUUUGUCAUUGUAAAUAAUAGUUUUGAUUUUUAAAUGAGAGCAUGUAACACCUUUUUAGAAAUAAAGAUGAAAAAUCUACCUCCAA
Messenger RNA from Sebastes umbrosus (honeycomb rockfish), 1743 nucleotides. RefSeq names its product VPS28 subunit of ESCRT-I (gene vps28). Gene Ontology annotation, cellular component: ESCRT I complex. NCBI's taxonomy places the organism in Eukaryota, Metazoa, Chordata, Actinopteri, Perciformes, Sebastidae. The coding region runs from base 19 to 690 and encodes 223 amino acids. The transcript is spliced from 9 exons. The record is from RefSeq and is a predicted model, not a curated record. Gene Ontology annotation, biological process: protein transport to vacuole involved in ubiquitin-dependent protein catabolic process via the multivesicular body sorting pathway. Gene Ontology annotation, molecular function: protein-containing complex binding.